This is a messenger RNA of Nerophis lumbriciformis (worm pipefish), 3627 nucleotides long. NCBI's taxonomy places the organism in Eukaryota, Metazoa, Chordata, Actinopteri, Syngnathiformes, Syngnathidae. The record is from RefSeq and is a predicted model, not a curated record.
AUGGCAGACAGCGCAGGGCUGCAGUUUGUCAGUCCAUAUGCAUUCGAGGCAAUGCAAAAGGUGGACGUGCAGCGCCUGGCAGCCUUAAGUGACCCUGAGUUGAGGUUACUUCUUCCCUGCUUGGUGAGGAUGGCUUUGUGUGCCCCGGCUGACCAAAGCCAGGCUUGGGCAGAGGACAAGAAGCUCAUCCUCCGGCUGCUCUCAGGAGUGGAAGCUGUCAACUCCAUCGUAGCACUCUUGUCUGUUGAUUUCCACGCUUUGGAACAGGAUGCCAGGAAGGAGCAGCAGCUGAGGCACAAAGCUGGUGGUUCGAAUGUGGAGAGUAUCCUGGUCUCGCAGCUGCAGCAUGGCCUUACCUUGGAGUUUGAACACAGUGAUCCUCUCAGGAGACUUCGUCUGACCCUCAGUGAGCUUCUGGCAAUCAUGAGUAAGGUGGCUGAUUCAAAUGGAGAAUUCUUUCUUAAGUCAUCAGAACUUUUUGAAAGCCCAGUGUAUUUAGAAGAGGUUGCAGAUGUUCUCUGCAUUCUACAAGCAGAACUACCUUCCCUGCUGCCAAUUGUGGAUGUGGCAGAGGCUUUGCUGCAUGUUCGCAAUGGAGAUUGGUUUCUUUGUCUGCUGGUUGCCAAUGUGCCUGACAGCUUCAAUGAAGUGUGCAGAGGUUUGAUCAAGAACGGAGAGCGUCAGGAUGAGGAAAGCGUUGGUGGUCGACGCAGGACUGAAGCCCUGAGGCAGCUGUGUCAGAUGAAUCCUUCACAGGCUCUCAAUAUACGUGCUAUGGUGGUGGAAGAAUGUCAUCUUCCUGGCUUGGGUGUGGCUCUGACUCUGGAUUACAAACCGGAUACAGCAGAUGAAGCAGUCAGCCCCUUGGUUUCUUAUGUUAGCGGUUUAUUACUCGGCACCAACAGCAAAGUCCGCACCUGGUUCAGCAUGUUUAUUCGCAAUGGGCAACAGAGAAAGAGAGAGAGCAGCUCAGUUCUGUGGCAGAUGCGCAGGCAGCUGCUGUUGGAGUUGGUUGCUAUCCUGCCCCGCUCGCGCAGCACCCACGUUCCCAACGAUGGUGACAUGGAUGACGAGGGUGGCUCUGGCUACUCUGGCCUCAGAGAGGAGCAUGUGGUGAAGGCAAGCGCUCUGCUCCGACUCUACUGUGCUCUCAUGGGCAUCGCUGGCCUCAGACCUACGGACGAGGAGGCAGAGCAGCUUCUGCAGCUGAUGACGAGUCGGCCGCCAGCCACUCCUGCUGGUGUUCGUUUUGUCUCCUUGUCUUUCUGCAAACUAUUGGCCUUCCCUACACUGGUCAGCACACCAGAGCAAGAGCAGCUCAUGGUCAUGUGGCUCAGUUGGAUGAUCAAAGAGGAGGAAUAUUUUGAGAGUGCUGCAGGCGUAUCGGCCUCUUUUGGAGAGAUGCUAUUAUUGGUGGCCAUGUAUUUCCAUAGCAACCAGCUCAGCUCAAUUAUUGAGUUGGUGUGCUCUACUUUGGGAAUGAAGAUUGCCAUCAAACCAAGCUCUCUAAGCAAGAUGAAGACCAUCUUCACACAAGAGAUCUUCACGGAACAGGUUGUUACAGCUCAUGCAGUGAGGGUUGCAGUGACCAACAAUCUAAGCGCCAACAUUACAGGAUUCCUCCCCAUUCACUGUAUCUACCAGUUGCUUCGAAGCCGAGCCUUUACCAAGCAUAAAGUCUCCAUUAAGGACUGGAUCUAUCGUCAGCUGUGUGAGACCAACACCCCCAUCCACACACAGCUAAUACCUCUGGUUGAUGUUUACAUCAACUCAAUCCUCACUCCAGCGUCUAAGGCCAACCCCGAGGCUACCAACCAACCAAUAACAGAGCAGGAAAUCCUCAGUGUUUACCAGGCCUCCUCUCAAGGAGACAACAGUCGAGGAGGACGGCAGCAUAGCUCCAUCACAGCCCAACUUCUUAUUCUCUACUACAUCCUGUCCUAUGAGGAAAACCUAUUGUCUAGCACUAAACAAUUGGCUUUAAUGCAGAAAAAGCCCAAGUCAUAUUCAGCAGCACUGAUGGACAAGAUCCCCAUUAAGUACUUAGUUACACAAGCCCAGGGGCUGCAACAAGAGCUUGGGGGUUUGCACUCUGCCUUGUUGAGAUUGCUAGCUAUCAACUACCCUCACCUUUGUCUUGUUGAGGACUGGGUGUGUGAAGAGGAGGUAACAGGUACUCUUCCGCUUCUGAGGAAAAUGAUGCUCCCUAGCAACACCUGCAGAUACACUCAGAGCCAGCUUCAUCAGGCCUUCCAGAAGUUACCAUCUAGCAGUCCAAGGCUGAUGCGAAUCCUGGAGCAGUUGACACUUCUCACACCGGGAGACCUCAUCCCUUAUUCAGAGUCCCUCACUGCCAGCAUGGCUCUGCUGUUGGAACCUGCUGUGCCUCGCCGCAUUCUGCAGAUCCUCAACAAGCUCUGGAUGGGCCUCAACACUGUGAUGCCCCGCAGAUUGUGGGUGAUGACAGUUAACGCCCUCCAACCUUCUGCAAAGCUGCUCAGACAGCAGACGUAUACUCAGAACGACCUCAUGGUGGAUCCUUUGAUUGUUCUACGCUGUGAUCACAGGGUGUACAGAUGUCCACCUUUAAUGGACAUUGUCCUUCACAUGCUGAAUGGCUAUCUGCUAGCGUCCAAAGCCUACCUGCACAGCCAUUUGAAGGAGACUGCCGAUUUUGACAGACAGAGCCAGACAGUCUCAAACCUUGGUGUACCUGGACAGCCAGAUACACCUGAGGUCACCAGGGAAGAGCUGAAGAACGCCCUUUUAGCUGCCCAGGAUAGUGCAGCAGUCCAGAUUCUUCUGGAGGUGUGUUUACAAACCUCUGAGGAACAGCAGCUGGGAUGCAGCACCGAGAGUCUUUUGAGGGGCAUUAGAGGCCCCGUGCCAGGGAAGACGGAACAAAGAAGUCUGCUGCCGAGAGGCGAGGAGGGGCUGAGGGACUCGGAGCCGGAGGGAGGCUUGCUCAGUGAUUUGAGGGAGGUGCAGUGUCUCAUCUGUUGUCUCCUGCAUCAGAUGUUCAUUGCCGACCCCAAUAUUGCCAAACUAGUCCAUUUUCAGGGUUAUCCUCAAGCUCUGCUGCCCUUAACAGUGUCCGGCAUCCCUUCCAUGCAUAUCUGUCUGGACUUCAUCCCAGAACUCCUGGCCCAGCCCCAACUGGAAAAGCAGAUUUUUGCAAUCCAGUUGCUGUCCUACCUAUGCAUCCAGUAUGCACUGCCUAAGUCACUCAGUGUGGCCAGAUUGACUGUCAGUGUUAUGGGUACACUUCUUACAGUGCUGACUCGUGCCAAGCGCUAUGCCUUCUUCAUGCCCACCCUGCCGUGCCUGGUGGCCUUCUGUCAGGCCUUCCCGCCGCUCUACGAAGAUGUAACCGCCCUGCUAGUACAAGUGGGGCAGGUUUGCGCCUCUGAUGUGGCCACCAAAACUCGGGCCAUUGACCCUCUCAUCGCUCGUUUGAAUUAUCUAAAGGAGAAGCCACACGCUGCUUCAGUAGAUGGUGCAACCAAACUGGUGUUACCCCAAAGGACAGCAGAAGAACUUGGAGGAGCCGACACAGAUGUUCAGAUAUGCUACUGUGUUGAAGCAACAUUCAUGGACAUCAUCAGCUCCACCCUUCACGGGUUGUAG